CUUUUUAUCUCUUCCAUGGGUGUAUAUGUUGCUGGACCUUAUGAUUCUUGCUUUAUUUGGACAUCUUUCCAAGGACAUUUGUUGAUGAACUCAUUGAACUGUUUUACAAAUCACAUCCAUGGACUUCCGUUAGCAAGUAAUGCAUUAGUUCGUGAAAUGUUUAUACACUCUAUGCAUAUGCAUGUCCGAGUGUGGGUGCAUCACAUGUUCACAGAUAAAUCAGUUGUACCCAAGUCAGUAAGUGAUAUAAAACUCAUACAUGCUGGCAAAGUUUUGGAGAAUGGCAAGACGCUGGCAGAAUCCAGAGUACAUUUUGGUGACCUUCCUGGUGGCGUUAGUACUAUGCAUGUUGUGGUGCAGCCUCCUGUCCCAAAAAAGAAGACAGACAAGAACCAGGAGAAGAAUCAUAAGCAGAAUUCAUGCUCAUGCGCUAUCCUUUGAAUUGGGAAAGCAUGCUUUGUGGCUGUUGUGCAGACAGGACAACGUUUCACAUUUUUAACCUUCCUUUUAUAUUGUCAUUGCUGUGUAACAUUCUAAAUGGCAUCUAUGAUUUAGCAGGUCACAUUACAUGUGAUAUUGCUUCUGCAAUUGUUAACGUUGUAUUCUUUUUUCUAUACGUAAGAUCAAAAUUUCUACCAUUCAGUAUUCUCUUUCCUAUUAGGAGUGGUAGGGCCAAGAGUUCUCUUCCUUUGUGGCAUGGUAAUGUCGUUCAUAUGUGUGGAUCC
Molecule: messenger RNA, 725 nt
Organism: Camellia sinensis
Lineage: Eukaryota; Viridiplantae; Streptophyta; Magnoliopsida; Ericales; Theaceae
Source: RefSeq, a predicted model, not a curated record